Molecule: messenger RNA, 1119 nt
Organism: Erythranthe guttata (spotted monkey flower)
Lineage: Eukaryota; Viridiplantae; Streptophyta; Magnoliopsida; Lamiales; Phrymaceae
Product: protein VACUOLELESS GAMETOPHYTES
Source: RefSeq, a predicted model, not a curated record
AUCGAAUAUGGCUCCUCUCCCAAAGAAAUCAAUCGACCAUUUCAUCCACCCAGGCCACCCACUAACGCCGUUCGACGGCGACACGGAGUACUUAUGCGACGGCUGCAAAACCGUCGGCGGCGCCGGGAAGCGAUUCCGGUGCAGCCACAGCGUCUGCGACUUCGACCUCCACGACUACUGCGCCACGUGCCCGCGCCAACUCACCUCCUUCAUGCACAAACCCCACGCGCUGGCGCUCGUGAUGCGUAAGGGGCAAUCCCAGCGCGUGAACGAGCGCGUGUGCGACGUCUGCAAAGACCCGGUCGAGGGUUUGUUCUACCGGUGCAAGGAGUGCGAGUUCGACGUGCACCCGCUCUGCACGCAGCUGCCGGAGAAGCUGCAGCACGCGCUGCACAAGCCCCACCCGUUGACCCUCCGGUCGUCUCAGAUCGCCGGAUCCUGCGCCGUCUGCCGGGGCCCAUGCGGAAGCUCCACGUGGCGGUACAGGUGUGGGGAGUGUAAUUUCGACAUUCAUUUGGAGUGUAUUUUAGUGCCGGUGGUUUCCUGCCAGCAAAAGGGAGCCGGCGCCGGGCCGCAGACGAAUCAGCGUGGAGUGGUGCCGCCGGUGUUUGACCAGGGGAUUCCUUUCCGGCCGCCGCCGCAGUUUGCACAUUAUAACUACGGGUUCCCUUAUUAUUAUCAAGGCCCCACCCCUGGUUACAUGAAUCAUCCUCCUGGUUAUGCUAACCAUCCUGGUUUUAACUAUGGUUAUAAUAAUCAGUACUAUAAUAUGUAUCCAAACAACGCAAUGCCGCCGCAGAAUGAUCACCAGGUGGCCGGUGGUAGUAGUAACGGUAAUGGAACAGGGCGAAAUGGGAAGUCCAUGUUUGCUCUAGUGGGGCAGCUUGGUUUCGGCGUUAUCUCGAAUAUGAUUUUUGGAGUUGAUGUAACUUCUUUAUUUUAAGGUUUUCGUAUUGGGGAAGGUAGGAUGGUGAAAGAUCGGAGAUGCAUCGGAGAAGAAAAGCAAUUAUCUAACUCCACGAUUUAAGAUUCGAUUCAACGAUUCCUUUCGAUUUUUCAAUUUUUCAAUUUGAAUCAUAAGAGAAAUUCCGAAUUGACAUAAUUCUGUCGAUUUGCUCC